Messenger RNA from Ziziphus jujuba (common jujube), 3781 nucleotides. RefSeq lists its product as uncharacterized. The transcript has 13 exons. Bases 359 to 3568 code for a protein of 1069 amino acids. Lineage: Eukaryota; Viridiplantae; Streptophyta; Magnoliopsida; Rosales; Rhamnaceae. The record is from RefSeq and is a predicted model, not a curated record.
CUUUGCUUGUUUGGAAUCUCUCUCUCUCUCUCUCUCUCUCUCUCUCUCUCUCUCUCUUAUCUUCCCAUGAAAAAACUUGCACUGCAUUGCUCUUCUCAUGUGCGCUAUCUUCAACUCUAAUUUCAUCAACCUCUAAAAAUUGCCAAGCCCCAUUUUCUUUCCUCUCCUAUCUCUCUCUUCAUAAACUCAAUCUCACAAAACAGAGUCUGUCAUAAUUCACCAUUACUACUACUAUUGUCAUAUACUCCCCUGCUCUUUCUUUUUUUUGAACCUCCAAAAAAAAAAAAAAAAAGUGUCUCUUUUGCUUAUAGAUGUUAAAUGCUUCACGUUUUCACUGAAUUUUCAGAUUCUAUUUGAAAUGGGUUUGCUUAGAAUUUCAAGGGUAUUGGUUUUUCUUUUCUGGGUUUUCUCACUUUUUUGCUUGAAAGCAAACUGUGAUAGUUCAGGGAUCUCUCUGAAGUUCUUGAAGACUCCUCAUGCAUUCUCCAAAAGGAACUCAGCCACAUUUGCAUUUCAAGUUUUGAACUGCUCAAAUUGUAGCUUCACUUGCAAGCUAGAUGAUGGGAUUGCUUCAAAUUGUGAAGCAAGAAAAGUUUCAUAUUUGGGAUUACAAGACGGGAAUCAUACAUUUGAAGUAUGCACAAACGGGCUUGUUGGAGUUGGGUGUGCUAGCUAUAACUGGACUAUUGAUACAGUGCCUCCAACAGCAAAUGUUAGGGUCUCGAAUUCUUUUACGAACGAUUUCAAUAUUUCUGUAAAUAUUUCUUUUACUGAACCAUGUACUGGUGGAGGAGGUUUCAAUUGUUUGUCCAUUAAUGCCUGCAACUUGCUAGUCUAUGGUGCUGGCCAAGUUAUACCAAGUUCACUGAAUGUUCUGCAGCAAAAUCGUAAAUAUUCACUUCUUGUUAGUCUGGCAGCUAAUGUUCAGUUUGGACGAGUAAUCCUGGUAAUGGAUAAGAAUUUCUGCACAGAUAAUGCUAGAAACAGAUUCACAAGAACAUCAAAUUCUAGUUUCAUUGUGCAUUUUGAUAGAAGAAUUGUAUUUGCCAACAUGAGGAUUCGAAUUCCUGAAAAGCUACUUCAGUUGGAUGGUCAAACUAGGACAGUGCAGGCAACUAACAGUUAUAACAAUCUCAAAGUGCAUUUAUACUUCUCAUCACCAGUUCUUAAUUCCUCUCAAGAGAUUCUAAAUUCUCUCAGCAUAAGUCAAGGCACACUUGUUCCUACUAGCGGAAACAACCUUGCGAAUCGCAGAUUUGGCUUUCUGGUUGCAAAUGUGUCUAAUGUUGCUAUAGUCACAGUUAGUCUCAAUUCAAAUCCUAUAAUAAGCAGACAAGGGACACCAGUUUCACCAAUUCUGCCAGUAACGUUUCUUUAUGAUUCUAAGAGGCCUUCCGUGAAGUUAAGUACAACAUCUAAUAUGAGGACAAGAGAAAACAUCAUUCCCAUAUCAAUAAAAUUCAUGAAGCCUGUAUUUGGUUUCAGCUCAUCUAAUGUAUCAUUCUCGGGUGGGGAUUUACAAAGCUUUCGCCAAAUAAAUUGGAGCACGUACCUUUUUGAAAUACAUGCAACAAAUGAUAUUGUAUCCAUAAAUGUUCCUGAAAAUGUAACUGGUGAUGUUGCUGGAAACAAAAAUCUAGCAUCCAAUGUUCUGCAAGUGAGACACUACUCGAUACCAAUGAUGGCUUCUGUGAUUUCUGCAUUUGUAACUGCAACUUUUGCUUUGACAUCUCUCACUGCGGGGAUUCUUGCUUUUUCAACUGCUAAUGUACAAACACUUUGGGCUUAUGCAAGAGCACCUUUGACUGCUGAUCCUGCAAGAAAUCUAUUUAGACUUGCUAGCCACAUUCAGGUUUUUGCACUCUCUAGAUGGUUGUCUGUUACAUUGCCAGUUGAGUAUUAUGAAUUUGUGAGGAGUUUAGGAUGGAGUAUCCCUAGCUUUGGUCUGCCAUGGGAAACUGGGAACAGCCGCCCAGUAAUGGUGGGAUCUACUCCUUUUACCAGCUCAAGUUCUUAUAUUUCCAAGAUUUACAGUUCAGAGUAUUUCCAAAGCAUGGAAAUGAAAGAAGGGAAUUCAAAUGUGACUAAUUCAGUAUAUGGGCAGCCACUUCUUCCAAUGGAAUACAGAUUAUAUUUCGAGAAUCCAAAUCUUAAACCAGAAGCUGAAUAUCUUUUGGACCGUCAAAACUCAAACGGGUGGGGAGAUUUCAGUAGAAGCAUGUUCUGGUUAGCUGUGAUUGGUGGCAGUUUAAUACUGCUUCAUAUUUUAGUGCUUUUUAUCCUAAAGUUGAGGAAAAAAUUAUAUGAAAAUAAGAAGGAUUAUGGAGCACUCACAUUCCCAAGAUUUGAGAUAUUUCUUAUAAUUCUCGCACUUCCUUGUAUUUGUGAGGCUUCUGCCACUUUAGUUAAAGGCAAAGAAGCAUCAGGGUUUAUAGUUGGCAUUCUGUUGUUGACUGUCGUGCUCUUUCUGCUGCUGGCUUUGUUCCUUUUCCUCUCCGUUGGAAUUACAUUUGGGAAGCUACUUCAAUACAAGGAAGUUCAUCAAGAACGUCAAACAUUCCAUUGGUAUCAAGAGCUUGUCCGGGUUACAUUAGGUCCGGGUAAAAGAGGCCAAUGGACAUGGAAAAACCAAGCAAGUUCUGUUUAUCAGAUCAUUUUAGGACCUCUAUUUGAAGAUCUAAGAGGUCCUCCAAAAUAUAUGCUAUCACAGAUUUCCGGAGGCAAUCCCCACAAACCCGGUGAUUGUAUCAUUGCCUCUGAUGAUGAAACAGAAGAUGCAGAAGCACCAUUUAUUCAGAAACUGUUUGGCAUACUCAGAAUAUACUACACAUUGCUCGAAUGUCUAAAACGUGUUUCUCUUGGGCUAAUGGCCGGCGUGUACAUGGAAAACUGGUCUUCCAAAACUCCAUCACUUACCUUAUUAUGCAUCACUUCUUUCCAACUUUUCUUUCUUGUUCUCAAGAAGCCAUUCAUCAAGAAAAAGGUUCAGCUGGUUGAGAUAAUCUCAGUUUCCAGUGAAGUGUGUUUGUUUGCAAUCUGUGUAUUUCUCUUGGAGAAGGAAUUAUCUAUGGGGGAUCAGACUAAAGUUGGAAUCUCCAUGAUCAUACUGUUCCUCAUUGGAUAUGUUUCUCAGAUGAUCAAUGAGUUGUAUGCUUUAUACAGACAGACAAUGCUAUUGGACCCCGCUGAGAAGUCUUUCUUAACAGGUUUGAAAAUAGCUUCGGUGGGCUGUAUCCUAUUGUUCCUCCCACAAAAUUUGAUCAAGAAGCUGGAAAGCAGAUUCAUAGUGAACCAAACUGGAAAUACAGAAUCUGGGGAUGCUGGAAUGAGGAAUUUAGGUACAGCUGAUAAGCCAUGGUCAAAACAGCUGAGAGAAUUGGCAAAAGCUAGUUUCAGUAAAGAAAGAAGUACAACGGCUACAAGUGAUCCUUCAACCAGUCGAUCCAGAUGGAGUGGGCUUUGGAGCACCAAAAGGAGUGGGAGUCCAUCUGCAAGUUUUUCUGCUGAUUCAAAACCAAAAGCUAAACAUUUAUACAAAGAUUUAGAAGAUAUAUUUGCUUCCAAGUGAAACCAAAACUACCAUUUUCACGAACAGAAAGAUCAUAUUCGAGUUCUUUGUUAAAGUUGUCUACUUCUUCUCCACAUCUAAUUCAUAGUCAUUAAAGAUUGGAUUGUGGGUGAUUGAUGUGGUUUUGACCCAUUAUAAGGUUGUACGUAUAGUUAUGGUUUACAAUUAAAAUUCAUGUAUGAAAGCUGAUUUAUUUGUUAGUAUGUAUGAUAA